This is a messenger RNA of Paralichthys olivaceus (Japanese flounder), 1915 nucleotides long. RefSeq names its product ras-related protein Rap-1A-like. Gene Ontology annotation, molecular function: GDP binding; GTPase activity; GTP binding. Gene Ontology annotation, biological process: negative regulation of synaptic vesicle exocytosis; Rap protein signal transduction; cellular response to cAMP. NCBI's taxonomy places the organism in Eukaryota, Metazoa, Chordata, Actinopteri, Pleuronectiformes, Paralichthyidae. The record is from RefSeq and is a predicted model, not a curated record. Gene Ontology annotation, cellular component: plasma membrane.
CACAGCUGGUGUGUUUGUUUCUACUGAAGCCAUCAGCUCGGUGCGUUCCUCCAUCGCUGGCUCUCGGUCCGUGUGUCAUGGCCUUUUAAGAAAAAUGAGAAAUAGUGGGGAGUGACGUGUGUGCGCGCAGAGGCCGGAGGCAAACUGACACUUGCGGAGCGGCGAGAGACAGCGAGCGACAAACGACCGUUGGGCUGUCCGGUGAAACAAUCCCACCAUGCGUGAAUACAAGCUAGUGGUGUUAGGCUCUGGAGGUGUGGGCAAGUCCGCUCUGACAGUUCAGUUUGUACAGGGAAUCUUUGUGGAAAAAUAUGACCCGACAAUAGAAGACUCGUACAGAAAGCAAGUGGAGGUAGACGGGCAGCAAUGUAUGCUUGAAAUUCUUGACACAGCAGGCACAGAACAGUUCACAGCGAUGAGGGACUUGUACAUGAAGAACGGCCAAGGCUUCGCCCUGGUUUACUCCAUCACAGCACAGUCCACCUUCAACGACCUCCAGGACCUGAGAGAACAGAUUCUACGAGUAAAAGACACAGAGGAUGUGCCGAUGAUUCUGGUGGGGAACAAGUGUGACUUGGAGGAUGAGCGUGUUGUGGGGAAGGAGCAGGGCCAGAACCUGGCCAGACAGUGGAACCACUGUGCCUUUUUAGAGUCCUCUGCUAAGUCAAAGAUCAACGUCCUCGAUAUCUUCUAUGACCUGGUCAGACAGAUAAAUAGGAAAACGCCAGUGGAAAAGAAGAAGGCGAAAAAGAAAUCCAACUGUGUCCUGCUUUAGAGACCCCCCCUCCAGCCCCUGCAGCAGCUCUGAGCCAGAAAUGCUGUAAUGAAGAACUGUUGCCCUGAUUGGAACGUGCCAGCAUUCCAACAGCCCCGAAACCUCCCCGCCACCCCAUACAACCACCCACCCAGCCCCGCCCUCCCUCCAUCAGCCAUAAACGGUGAAUCAGCUGACUGAACUGCUCCUAUCAAAGAUGAGGAUGAUCUACAUGAGAGAGAGAGAGAGAGAGAGAUGGGGAGAGAGAGAGAUGAGAGAAUGAAGAGAGAAAGAGAGAGAGAGAAAGACAGUAAGAGAGAGAAGACUCUGGUCUCUCGCCUUUGAGGACCUUCCUCUGUGUCUCAGUUUCAGUGUGAACCCCCGAAUGGACAGUCUCCAUUUCUGCACCGACAAACAAAACGCCACAAACUGAUGAUGAUAAAUAAAAGUGCAGCGAAGCCUCUGAAAGUUUAAAAAAAAGUGUCCAAGAGCCACUUACACGUGGCCAGAGAGCAGCCCCUCAAUUUCAUUUAUUAUGACGGUUUAACAAAAAGAAAACGACCGCGUUAAAGAAGGAAAACAACGUUAGAACUUCAGUAUUUUUCAUCUUUUUCAAUAUCAAUAUCGUAUUUGGAAGACAUGGAAGUUGACCUCUUUAGUUGUAUGAUUAUAAAUAUUCUUCAAAAACAAGCAUGAAAAAAAUGCAUCAGUUAUUAAGUGUAGAUGUUUUCAAGUGGAAAAGUGAGAAAUUUUUUAUAGCCAUACACCUACUGUCCAUGCCUGUCAUGUCAGUGAUGAUAGAUCAAGGUCUAUGAUAUGUAUUAUUAUUUUUAUUAUAUUUUUUUCUUUGUUCGCCCUGUUGUUCAUGGACUUCUCUUCUGCAGAUAUCUCUCUUUGAUGUGACUUAAUUUUAUACUCAGUCACUGGGAUUUCAUAGCUCCCAUAAUAUAUUCUAAUGCCAUUUUUUGCAUAAUAAUGCUUCAGAAAAAAAAUGGGCCUUUUUAUAGAAGAAAUAUGGGGAAAAUAAGGAUUGAUUUCUAUGUCUCUUGAAGCUGAAAUAUAUUAUACUAAACCAACUCUAAUAAUGCUUCUUGUGUUUUUCUGUCAAUGAUUUUCCAGCUUUUAUGGAUUAUUAAAGUACAUUUUAGUACAUUUUCAUUA